AUAGUGAUCCUUAGCUUAGAUUUUAGGGCAGAAAAUUAUAAUGCAGCAUGGAAAUUGCUAUGCGACAGGUACGACAACAAACAAUUAUUGGUAAAUAAUCAUGUUCAAGCUCUUUUUAACAUAGACCCGAUUCACCGCGAGUCUUGUCAUGGUCUCCGACAAAUAGUCGACACUGCAAAUAAAAAUCUUAGAGCACUGGCUACCCUUGAUCAGCCAGUCGAUCAUUGGGAUACCUUAGUCAUUCAUAUAAUGUCGUCAAAGUUAGACAACAUUACUAGUAGAAAAUGGGAGGAGCAUAGGAACUCAUUGUCAGAACCUCCUUCGCUUGACAAUUUUCUGACAUUUUUGAGUAACAGGUGUAAUCUUCUUGAAACAUUAGAAGAAUCCAAAAAUAAUAAGUCGAAGGCUGAGCCGUCAGUCAGUAAACCGAAAAGUUUUGUAGCCUCUUCAAGUCAACAUGACAGUGCCAAAAAUCAUCUUAAACCCUGUCCUUUGUGUAACAAGACCCACUAUAUCUUUAAUUGUGACACCUUCAGAGCCUUGCCGGUUGACCAACGUUGGAAUAAGGCCAAGGAGUAUAAAGUGUGCCUUAAUUGUCUGCGCCCGGGACAUCAUGAGUCGAAAUGCAGUCUUAGUCAUUGUAAAUAUUGUAAGGUCAGACACAAUACGUUGUUGCACUCAUAAUGACACAAAUACCCCUACAGAACACGUAGCAUUGUCGGCAACCAAUCACGUCAUGGGUAAUGUAUCGCCACAUGUAUUUCUUUCCACAGCUCAGGUGAAGGUCAGUGACAGCAAGGGUCAGUUGCACACAGUGAGAAUCAUGCUGGAUAAUGGCAGCACAGCAAAUUACAUUUCGCAGAGUUUGACGAGUAGACUAUCAUUGCCGACACGCUCUAUUAUUUCUAAUACGUCUGGUUUAAACGAACAAGAGUCAAAAAGUGUACAGGCUUGCGCUCUUCAUAUGGAGUCUCGCGAUGGAACGUUUAAGACAGACAUUGAUUGUUAUAUAUUGCCAAAGGUCACACGACCCAUUCCUGACCAGUUUUUAAACGUGAAUGAAAUACCUAUUCCUUCAGGACUUUGUUUAGCUGACCCCUCUUAUUAUGAACCGUCUUCAAUUAAUCUUCUUGUCGGUGCCCAAAUCUUUUGGGCUAUACUUGGUUCAGGGCGUAUAGAUCUUGGAAAACAAAAUCCACUCCUUGUUGAAACUAAACUUGGCUGGCUUGUCGUAGGAGCUUUGUAUCAGCCAAGCCUUAAUAAACUUCAUAAUCCUGUUUGUUUCUUUCUUAAUGAUCAGCAAACGGGCAUAGAUCUUUCUCCAUUUUGGGAGCUUGACACAAUACCUUCAAAACAUAAUCUCACCGUAGACGAAAAUACAUGUGAGCAAAUCUUUACCACUACAACAAAACGUGAUGAAGAGGGACGCUUUGUGGUCACUAUGCCAUUGAAGGAGUCACCAGACGUAUUGGGAAGCUCGUUCGAACUGGCUAGACGCAGGUUCCUUUCCUUAGAGCGAAAGUUUGAUAGGGACCCUUUGUUUAGAGAGCGGUACGUUGACUUCAUUACUGAAUAUGAAACGUUAGGCCACAUGAGCGAAAGUUUUCAUGACACUUCGCGACAGUCAUAUUUUCUACCACAUCAUGGAAUUCUAAGGGAUUCUAGCAGCACUACCAAGCUGCGGGCGGUUUUUGACGCGUCUGCUGCCACCACGUCUGGAAAGUCCCUAAACGACAUCCAGCUAGUAGGUCCUAGGAUUCAAGAUGACUUAUUCUCUAUACUACUUAGAUUCCGUCAACAUAAGUUUGUGGUGUCUGCAGACAUAGAAAAAAUGUACCGACAAAUUUUAGUUGACGAGGAACAACGGUCUCUUCAAAAGAUUCUCUGGCGGGCUAACCCCUCGCAACCUAUAAAAAUUUACACACUUAAUACUGUGACUUAUGGUACAGCGUCGGCUCCUUACCUUAGCACACGCUGUCUUCUCCAGUUGGCACAGGAUUCUCUAGACAAGCAAACUCAAGAUGCAAUAUCAAAAGACUUUUACGUAGAUGACUUCCUGUCAGGGUCACACUCAAUUGCUGAUACCGUGUCUCUGUGUCAAAGGGUCACAGACACUCUUCGCUCAGCAAAAUUCAAUCUUCGAAAGUGGCAAUCUAAUAGCGAACAAAUUCUAAAGCAAAUCAAAAAUGAACCUUCUCUUAAUCAUACCGUAAACUUAAGCGAAAAAGAAUUAUCAAAAACACUUGGCAUUAGCUGGCAUUGUACUCAAGAUACUUUAACCUUUCAAAUAAACAUUUCAGUUCCUUCCGUAGUUACCAAACGCACUAUAUUGUCAGCCAUAGCACAGAUAUUCGAUCCUCUUGGUUUAGUUACACCUUGCAUUGUAGAAGCCAAAAUUUUAAUGCAAAAAUUGUGGGUAGACAAAAUGGAUUGGGAUCAGCCUCUUUCAGGCAGCUUACUUACAUCAUGGAACAAUUUUGCAAAAACAUUACCUAACCUAAAUAAUGUAAAUAUACCAAGAUGGAUAUUAUGUGAAUCAUUUGCUUCUAUUGAGUUUCAUAUUUUUACUGAUGCCUCAGAAAAGGCAUAUGGAGCGUGCCUUUAUGCCCGCUCCGUGGCCGGGGAUGGCUCUGUGUGUGUGCGUCUUCUGGCCUCCAAGAGCAAAAUUGCACCAAUUAAGGCCACGACUAUCCCUCGUCUUGAACUUUGUGCAGCAUUGUUGGGAACAAGACUGUGUACUAAAGUCCUGGAGUCACUGACCUUGAAACCAGAACGUUGCAUAUUUUGGUGCGACUCCAUGAUUGUCCUUGGAUGGUUAAAAUCUUCUCCAGCUCUUCUAAGGCCGUUCGUAAAAAACCGUAUCUCCGAGAUACAAGAUAGCUUUUAACAGGAAUGUUGGCGUUACGUUCCUUCUAAAGAAAAUUCAGCUGAUCUCGUGUCUCGGGGUCUUGAUGCGGAUCUUAUACAAACCUCGUCUUUAUGGUGGUCCGGGCCGUCUUUUUUAGCGUCAGAUUCUUCACAUUGGCCAACUACACCUGGCUCUGAAAGUGAAACCUCAUUACCAGAGAUCAUAACACAUAAAUCAUUCGUCAUUACUUCAUCCAAUUCAGAUGAUGCCAAUGCUAUUCAAACUUUGAUUAAUAAUCGCUCAGAUUAUGCAAAGAUUCAGCGGGUAAUUGCCUACAUUAAAAGAUUCACAUACAAUUGUCAGAAUGCUAGUAAUAAGAAACAGGGUUACCUUACCGCGUCUGAAUUAUCUGCUGCAUCUACUCUGAUCCUUCGCAUAUCUCAACAAACUGCCUUUCCUGAAGAUUAUGAAUUGCUCAAAUCAGGAAAGGAAUUACCAAAACAAAGCAGACUUAAAUCAUUGUCCCCAUUUUACGACGCUGGUCUUAUCAGAGUUGGCGGUCGACUACUUAAUUCCUUCUACGAUUACGGUGUUAAGCACCCCAUAAUUGUUUGUUGUAAACAACCUAUAAUAAGGCUUCUAGUUAGGAUGUUGCACCUCCGCGCUCUCCAUGCAGGUCCUCAGUUACUUAUGUCAGUUUUACGUCAAAAUUACUGGCCUCUUGGGGGACGCAACUUAGUAAAGCAUACAGUUCAACAAUGUAUCCGUUGCAUUAGGCUCAAGGCAGAAACGAUCCAACCUGUAAUGGGUAACUUACCAAAGGAGCGGUUACAUCUUGAAUUUCCAUUUAUUGAAACAGGCACUGAUUAUGCCGGACCUAUUUUGAUAGCCGAUCGCAAGGGUAGAGGCUGCAGACUUGUGAAAGCUUAUAUUUGUAUUUUCGUUUGCUUAGCAACACGGGCACUUCAUUUGGAGCUUGUCUCUGAUCUUACUAAAGAAGCUUUUAUUGCAGCGCUCGAUCGGUUUAUAGCUCGUCGAGGGAAGCCGAGAACCAUAUUCUCGGACAAUGGUACUACCUUUGUUGGCGCUGCCAACGAGCUCGCUAACGUGCUGAACCAAGAUUUAGCCAAGGAUAGGGCUGCUGAAGGUAUUAACUUCUCUUUUAUUCCCGCGUACACUCCUCAUUUUGGCGGCUUAUGGGAGUCUGCUGUUAAAUCGGUGAAGCAUCAUUUACGUAGAGUGUUAGGCCUUACGCAUCUCACCUUUGAAGAGAUGGCGACAUGCCUUAGUCAGGUCGAAGCAAUUUUAAAUUCACGACCUCUUACCCCCCUUUCCGACGACCCCUCUGACCUUACACCCCUUACUCCGUCACACUUUCUUAUUGGGAGAUCUCUUACGGCCGUACCACAUCGUCAAGUCUCCAGCCAGAACAUCUCAAGUCUCCAAAGGUUCCAGCGGAUAGAAGUUCUCAAACAGCACUUUUGGAAUCGUUUCUCAAGCGAGUACAUCUUCAGUCUUCAACAGAGGACAAAAUGGCGCAGUUCAAGAGGAAGGCUUGAAGUUGGCACUAUGGUAGUAGUGAAGGAGAACAACCAACCGCCUCUUAUGUGGUUAAUGGGCCGUAUCGUCAACGUGCUACCUGGAAAGGAUGGAGUGGCCAGAGUAGCAGACAUCAAGACCAAGAAGGGAAUCAUACGUCGAG
Messenger RNA from Cydia pomonella (codling moth), 4550 nucleotides. RefSeq lists its product as uncharacterized. The record is from RefSeq and is a predicted model, not a curated record. Bases 458 to 2887 code for a protein of 809 amino acids. NCBI's taxonomy places the organism in Eukaryota, Metazoa, Arthropoda, Insecta, Lepidoptera, Tortricidae. The transcript has a single exon.